Molecule: messenger RNA, 268 nt
Organism: Sphenostylis stenocarpa
Lineage: Eukaryota; Viridiplantae; Streptophyta; Magnoliopsida; Fabales; Fabaceae
Source: the annotation of a GenBank genome assembly
AAGAAGAGUCAACGAUGCAGUAACUGGUGCGGAAAUGGAAGUGAGGUUUGGGAACUGCUUAGAGCACCGGAAACCUCAGGUACGGUGUCAUCCUCAGCCGUUAACAUUUUCUUUCUCUCUCUUCCUUCCACCAUGCUUUCCCUCUCUCCCAAACCCUUCUUCUGCAGUGACACAUUCAAGAGCCACCAACACUACCACCACCACAACCACCACGCCCGACCCAUUGACCUUGGCUGAAUCGCGAAUUCCAUUAGCAAUCACUUCUUGA